Eutrema salsugineum is the source of this 1957-nucleotide messenger RNA. Its product is annotated as FBD-associated F-box protein At5g38590. Gene Ontology annotation, molecular function: protein binding. The record is from RefSeq and is a predicted model, not a curated record. Lineage: Eukaryota; Viridiplantae; Streptophyta; Magnoliopsida; Brassicales; Brassicaceae.
CAAGCUCGCUCCGUCGCUUGUGAUUUCGAUUACUCUCCGAUAUUCUCUAUUUCCUUCUUCUUAUUGUCCUCGAUUCAAGUUUCAUUUUUGAUACUCCCUUUUGUCAACUCUCAGAGAUUCAAUCACUUUUAUUGCUUUCUCAUUUCGUGUGGAACUUCCGAUUUAUAUUCCGAUUUCCGGGCAGAAAUCGAGCCACUAGUUACUUUCUUUACAGGGUUUUUAUAGGGUUUUGUUCUGUUCAUUUGCCCUUUCUCCAUUCAUAAAUCUAAGAUUCAUUCACAUUUAUUCAGAAAAGUUUCGCACUUUCUUGUGGAACUUCCGAUUUGACUCCGCUUUCCGAGCAGAGAUCUAGCCGUUCGUUAACUUCACAGGUCUUUUCUUCUAGGGUUUUGUUCUGUUCCUGUGUGUUUGCUGUGUUUCCUCUGGUAAGACCAGAAUCCAAGUUGUAUGAUAUGGACAGAAUCAGUCAGCUGCCUGAUGAUUUGCUGGUGAAGAUGUUAUCGUUUGUUCCAACACAAGUUGCUGUGUCGACAAGCAUCUUGUCUAAGCGAUGGAACUGUCUUUGGAUGUGGUUGCCUAAUCUUGAUUACAGUAGUAGAUUUUGUUGUGGAGAAGGGUCUGCAGGACUUUGGGAAUUUAUUAACAAGAAUCUGCCAUUACAUAGAGCUCCGGUCAUAGAAAGCUUGCGUCUCGACCUCAUUAGUCGUAAUCCACUUUUUAAUCCUGAAGAUAUCAAACGGUGGGUUGAAAUCGCUGUUUCUCACAGUGUACGUGAGCUGAAUAUUACUUAUGAUUCAGAUAAUGGAAACAUAUUCCCGAGCAGCUUUUACACCUGCAAAUCGCUUGUGGUCCUGAAACUCAGAUAGUUGACUCUCGAGGAUGUUCCCUCAACGGUUUGUCUUCCCUCUCUGAAAACCUUGGAGCUUGAAAGUGUUGCAUACCCUAAUCAAGAAUCUCUUCAACGGCUUCUAUCAAUAUGUCCUGUUCUUGAAGAACUAUCGAUGCAUUAUGAUGGUGAACACGAUAUGUUCACUGUUAUUGUCCCGUCUUUACAGAGGUUAUCACUCUAUAUUGGUCAUGAUUUGGUUUUAGAAGGGUAUGUGAUAGACGCUCCUUCUUUGAAGUAUUUAAAACUUGAUGACCAGAAUAAUAUGGUACACUACUCUGAUAUUAAGAGUAUGCCAAAGUUGUAUGAAGCAUAUGUUGAUUUUUUCUCACAUGAUCUCAAGAGUUUUAUUGGAUCAGUCACAUCUGUCAAGCGUCUUACAAUAUGUUCACAGGAUGAUGUGUAUGGUGAUGGUUUAGUUUUUAACCAGCUUGAACAUCUGACGCUAUGUGUUUGCAAAAAUGAUUCGUUGAAACUCCUUGGCCAAUUUCUCAAAGAUUCUCCAAACUUACGAGUGUUAGACAUCGGUGUAAUAGAAGGUCAUUGGAUUGAUGAGUGUGGUGAGAUGGUUCGCUGGAAUCAACCGAGUCCUGUUCCUCAAUGCCUAUUGUCGAGUCUACAAAUUCUCAACUGGUCACGAUACUUUGGGAGACCACAAGAGAGAGACAUUGCGGUUUACAUUUUGAAGAACGUGUGCUUAAAGAAGGCAACAAUCUUGGCUGAUACAGUGGAAUAUCGUGUGUCAAACCUUGAGAUGAUUAAGGAGUUGACACUUUCUUCCCGAGCUUCAAGCACAUGCGAGCUCGUUUUUGUUGAGGAUGAUGCUGAUAGAGAAUCUGAAUCUGAAUGAUCGUAUAGAUUCACUAGGGAAUGUGAUUGGAGGAGAAAAAGCAGAUUCCGCAAGAAAUGUUAAGACUUGUUCUUAUGGAAACCCCAGUUUAUAGACUUGUUCGUAAGUUUGGAGGCGUUGAUUCUCAAAUGCAAAUGAUUCGUUUAGAGGAAAAAAGCGAUUCUUUCUCAAAGCUAAUUUGCAAUUAGAUUUUGUAAGCAAAGGUGUGAAGAAAGAAUCUU